UCGGGGGCAGUAUUUAUAUUCACACUGGUAAAAAUGGAAAUUAGCAACGUUUAUCGUUUCAUUCACACAAUCACUGUACUUUUCGACUGAAUGUUGGUUGCAUCUACUAGCAGGCUGACUACCCGAAUGGCAGAGCGCACAGAAGUUCCUGAUGAAGGCGUGUAGGUAAUACUUUGACAGCCCUGGAAGGCAACAUGUCUGAAGAGGCAAUUUCAGAAAGUGACCUGGAGGGCAGCAUUGACAGCGAAGAGGAGUGUAUGGAAAAUGAGGAGGAGGAGGAGGAUGAUGAAGACUUGGAGGAAGACGAGGAGGAAAAUGAUGGAGACGACGAAGAUGAUGGACUUGAGCGACCUGCAAGUGCCCAGAGUCGAGCCGAUGGGGAUGGCAGGGACUCCAACUCAACUACCUCUGGAGAGCCUUCCUCAGAGCCUCCAUCCCGGCCGUCCUCCAGACCCGCCUCUCGAUCUCAGCCUCCUGCCAGUGCGGGGAACUCGAGUGAGAGCAAAGUCGCGUCUAGAAAAACAAAGAAGGACAAAGCUUCUAAGUUAACAAAAUCACUCAAAUCUUCAAAAAGCUCCAAACCUCCAAAACCAGCCAAGCCAGCUCACAUGAGGAAGAACAUCAGAAAGCUGCUGCAAGAGGACCAGCUUGAGGCUGGAACUAAAGCAGCUCAGCUGGAGGAGAUGGAGAGGCGGAAACGACUGGAGCAGCAGAGGAAAGACUUUCCUACUCCGGCCCCAUCUCUCGCAGACGCUCAACUGGUGGAAACGGCAGCUUUAUUAGCAGAAGUAUCUCAGUUGGUUCCUGCUCUCCAGGGUAAACAGGAUGUGAUCUGUCUGGAUAGUAGUGGCGAGGAAGAUGAAAAAGCGGAUAUAAAUUUGCCCGCCCUCGCCAUUGGGGAUGAUAUAAUUGAGCUCAGUUCGGGGGACGAAGACACCCUGCAGAUAAGCAGCGAGUCGGCUGACGAGGAAGCCGAUGCCGCCCACGGCUCGGAGGAGAGCAGCGGCUCUCACAUAAACGACGCGCUGAACUUGCCUGACGCCCAGGGUCGAGUCCUGGUGAACAUCAAUCACCCUCCAGAGGAGAAAGAUGUUUACCUCACCCCACAGCUGGCCCGAGCUGUUAAACCUCACCAAAUUGGGGGAAUCCGGUUUCUCUACGAUAACCUGAUCGAGUCUUUGGACCGGUACAAGACCAGCAGUGGCUUUGGCUGCAUCCUCGCUCACAGCAUGGGCUUGGGCAAAACUCUUCAGGUCAUUUCCUUCAUUGACAUUCUUCUGAGGAACACAGAGGCCCACACUGUUCUGGCUAUCGUCCCUGUGAACACGCUCCAGAACUGGCUGACAGAGUUUAAUCUCUGGCUCCCACCCCAGGAAGCACUUCCUCCUGACACCGACCCUACGUUCAUCACUGGCCGCACGUUCAAAGUUCACAUUCUCAAUGAUGAGCACAAAACCACGAUGGCCAGGGCCAAGGUUGUGGAGGAGUGGUCCAGAGACGGAGGUGUGUUGUUGAUGGGCUAUGAGAUGUACCGCCUGCUGUCCAUGAAGAAGAGCUUUGUGAUGGGGAAGAAGAGGAAAACAAAAAAACCAGCUGGGCCGGUUAUUAUUGACCUGGAUGAAGAGGACAGGCAACAAGAGCUCAUGAAAGGGAUUGAAAAGUCAAUAUCACGGCCUGGUCCUGACGUGGUGAUCUGCGACGAGGGCCACCGCAUUAAGAAUUACCACGCCAGCACGUCGCAGGCCUUGAAGAACAUUCGCUCCAGGCGCAGGGUGGUUCUGACGGGCUACCCGCUGCAGAACAACCUCACAGAGUACUGGUGCAUGGUGGACUUCGUCAGACCAGACUUUCUAGGCACGCGCCAGGAGUUCAGCAACAUGUUUGAGCGUCCCAUCUUGAACGGUCAGUGCGUGGACAGCACACCCCAAGAUGUCCGCUUGAUGCGCUAUCGUAGUCACGUGCUGCACAGCUUGUUGGAGGGCUUCGUUCAGAGGCGAGGUCAUGACGUGCUGAGACACCACCUCCCAAAUAAGGAGGAGUUUGUGAUCCUGGUGCGGCUCUCUCCCAUUCAGAAGGCGCUGUACACCGAGUUCAUGAAGCGCUUUCGAGAGGCAGGGAACAGCGGCUGGCUCGGCCUCAACCCACUUAAAGCUUUUUGCGUCUGCUGCAAGAUCUGGAAUCACCCUGACGUCCUCUAUGAAGCCCUGGAGAAGGAGAACCAGGCCAAUGAGCAGGAUCUGGACCUGGAUGACAUUACCUCGGCCAGUAACCCACGCUGCCCUGCUCCCAGUGCCAGCCUGAAGACCAAAGUGGCCGACUCAAGCAAAGGCAACAACAGCCUGCCGCCACUCAAUCCGUCUCAAGAUAGAGCCAAUCAGGUCAUCACAUAUGAAUGGGCAAAAGACAUCAUGUCAAACUACCGGACGGGAGUUUUAGAAAACUCAGCUAAGAUUGUUCUGCUCUUCCACUUGAUUGAAGAAAGUGUCAGGAGAAGAGACAAGAUUUUGGUCUUUAGCCAAAGUUUAAACACUCUGACAGUCAUCGAGGAUUUCCUUUCAAAGAGACCCAUGCCCCCCGGCAUCGUCCCCAGCGACAGCCAAAACCAAAACUGGGUUCGCAACCUCAACUACUACAGACUGGACGGGAGUACAUCUGCAACAGAGAGAGAACGUCUCAUCAAUCAGUUUAAUGACCCAGAGAACAAAUUAGCGUGGCUGUUCCUGCUUUCUACACGAGCGGGCUGUUUGGGGGUGAAUCUGAUCGGGGCCAGCCGUGUUGUCGUCUUUGACGCAUCGUGGAACCCGUGUCACGACGCCCAGGCGGUGUGUCGCGUGUACCGCUACGGUCAGAGGAAGCCUUGCUACAUCUACCGCCUGGUCUGUGACUUCACCCUGGAGAAGAAGAUCUAUGACAGACAGGUCUCCAAACAGGGCAUGUCGGACCGGGUGGUUGAUGACUUGAACCCAGUGCUGAACUUCACCCGUAAGGAAGUUGAGUCGCUGCUGCACUUUGUAGAAGAGGAGCCUGAGGCUGAGAAGAGCUCACUGGAAUCGCAGAGAGAGUUGGAGUCGGUGAUAUAUCGAGCUUGUGAGCUUUACCCAAACCUCAUCACCAAGCCACCUUUCCACCAUGAGUCGCUGCUCAUGGACCGUAAGGAGUCGAAACUGACCAAAGCAGAGAAGAGAGCUGCAAAAAAGAGCUACGAGGACGAGAAGCGAGCCUCUGUACCGUACUCCCGCCCGUCGUAUGCGCCCUACUACCCAACAAGUGAACACUCGCUGGCGAGCAUCGCAGCGUUUAACCAACGCGGCUGGCGCCAUAUAACACGGCCAGACGACAAGCCAGUUGCGAGUGUCAGGCCCAUCCAGUCGACCCCGAUCCCGAUGAUGCCUCGGCAGGUCGGCAUGGGAAUGGCCGGCUCCAGCUCUGCCGGCAGCCUUCCUCUCAACUUCCUGCAGAAAGCAGGAGUUUACGUGCAAAGGAUUGUCACCACAACGGACAUUGUAAUCCCAGGAGCAAACAGCUCCACAGACGUUCAGGCUCACAUCAGCGCAGGAGAGAGCAUCCACGUCAUUAGAGGAUCGAAAGGUACUUACAUCAGGACGAAUGAUGGAAGGAUUUUUGCUAUUCGAUCUGGAAAGAUCAGCAGACCGGCAGCUGGAGCGUCUGCUCCAUCUAGAGCAGACACCCAAGGCUCCCUGAUCCACCCAGUGAGCAACGGUUGCUCGUCUCCAGUGGACCAGUCGCGGCGAUCCCCCUCCGCCGACCAGCGGCCCCCGUCUCCUCUGAGCUCCGAUUUCCUUCGAGAGCUCAGCCAUUAUACGUCGUCUACAGGCAACGUCACUGUCGGCAGGGCGAAUGAAUCGUCGUCACUUCUGGAUUUGCAGUCUGCAACAGCGGGGGACGAGGGAGGCUCUCAGACCAGCGAUCAGUGCCGACAACUCGGCAACGACCUGCUGAGUUCAGCCGCAGAGGCGCAGCGCGGCGGCAAACGGAAGCGUGACGGUGGCCAGGACAACACUCAGACGGGAGGAAAACACACCUCGGUCACAGCUCAUUUCCCCGGAUUGUCGGUGAACUCUGGUGGGCUCAGUUUCCCACCGGUAGGUCUGAACCUGGGGAACCUGGGUCAUGUGAGUCAGCCGCUUCUAAUGCCUGGGGGAGGAUCUUCAUUCCUCCAAUCUCCAGGACAAACGCUGGCCGACCUGCAGUCCAUGUUCCCCUCGGUGAGCUCGGACCUCCUGAGGCAGCCGGCUGCGGGGAACGGACACCUCCCUCCCUCGUCCUCGGCGUUCUCUGCCGCCUCCUCCACCAUUCCCAUGUCAUCGACAGCAACCUCCUCCUCCCUUUCUUCUGGCACUUUGCCUCCAUACUUGAUGAACCCCAACAUGGCCGGCCUGCUUUCUUCAGGUUUUCCUCUCAGCUACAGUCAGCCACUCCUCUCCUCACCAAGAAUGUUCCCCAGCCCUUUGCUCUCAGGGUCGGGGGGCUUCUCCAUGCCCAACUCCAACUCUGCGACGCCCAGUUUCCUCUCUCAUUUUACCAACCCCACCUCCAGCCUCCUGGGGGCCGCGCUGACACAGCCGGACAGACACCCGAGCGCGGUGAACGGCGGGGACAGCUCUGAUGAUGACGUCAUAGAGGUGACGGGACAGUAGGACUUCAGAAAGUCCCACUACAGGUUUUUUUGUUUGUUUCUAAACAAUUUUACAGUCAGAAAAUAAUCAAAAUACAUUAAAAAUGGGAAUUAUUAUACAAAAACGAUAAAACUGAGAGGCGAAAGGCCUGGAAUAAUUUUAUCCAUCAUGGUUUGAAAGUGUUUUCAGAAUCCAAAUGUGACCAAGAAGAGGAAAUGUGAAACUCAGCUCUGAGUUUACAUCUAAAAUGGAUUAAAUGUGAAUAAGUUAUUCCUCAAACAUAAAGUUGGCUACUUCUGAGCCAGUUCUUUGUAAUAAGGAGGUCACACAGGUUCUGUUUUACCCGGUGCCUUGCAGAAGUUUUCAUACCUCUUACAGCCUUUCACAUUUUGUCAUUUAAUAGUUACACACCUCAAUGUAUUUCAUUGCGAUUCUAUACAAUAGAGACACCCGUUUGCAUAAUUGUGAAGUCGAAGGAAACUAAAACGUGAAUUUGUUUUUACAAAUAAAAAUCUUUUGAAGUGUGGUAUGCAUUUCUGUCCAGCUCCCUCAGAGUUAAUACUUAGUAUUUCCACCCUUAUGAGCGAUUACAGCUUCAGUUUCUUUGACUGUUUUUCAUAUCAAAUACUUACGUUCUUGUCCAUUUUUCUAUCUUUCAAAAUAGCUCAAGUUUCAUCAGAAUGGAUGGACAGUGAACAUUCCCAAUUGGAUUUAUGUCUGGACUUUGACUAGGCCUAGACCUACAUGAUUUGAUUUAAACCAUUCCAUUCUAACUUUUGGUCUGUAUUUAGCUCCAUCCAUCUUCAAACCAACUUGGAUCAACUUAGUAAGUUGAUCCAAGUUGAUUUGAGCUGCCACUGUCAUGUUUCACUUUGAGGAUGGUCUGUUUAGGGUGUUUUCUGCCUUAAAUAACAUUUUGCAUGUUGUUGCAAAGUUGUUGACCAGAACAACUGGUCAACAACUGAUCAGAGCAGUUGAUCAGUCUGAUCAGAGCACCUUCUUCCACAUUGUGGCUGUAGCGCCUUCCGGUCUUUUUAUGGUUUUCUUUCUGCCUGUUCUUGCCAGCCUUUUGUUUUUUGGAGUCCUGUCAACAGAUUACCCUAACUGAGUAGUGGAUGUCUCCAGCUCCUCCAGAGUUACUAUGAGUCCCUCUUUUUGCUAAAAAUGUUGAAAUCUUUGGCUGUUAUCUCACAACCCUGAUUUAAAGUUCACACUUUUCCCUCCGACCUGUUUGCUGUGUUUUACUAAUCGUAAGCUGAAUUUACAGUCUGAUUAAAUUCCACGCUGUAUUUACUAAUUAGGUUUCUUCUGAAGACAAUUAGCUGUACUGGAUUUUAUUUAACGGUGUCAGAAUGAAGGGGAGCUGCCACACUUUUCAGAUUGUCAUUAGGGAAACUUUUAAACCUGCAUUAUUUUCCUUCCACUUCUCAAUCAUUCACUAUAUUAUGCUGGUGCGAAACACAAGAUCCCAAUAAAAUGCAUCAAAUGUGUGGUUGUAAAGUGACGAAAUGUGAAGAAGUUCACUAGGGAUGAGUAAUUCCCAUUUCUAAUGCUCUUCGUCAGUCAAACACACACACUGAUCAUUGUCCCGAAAUACGAGAAUCAAACCGUAAACCCUACAAAGUGCAACAAAAUCCUUAUGCUGAAUGUCUGCGUCUUGGUCAGCGGGAGCGUCGGGAACAGAUGUGUCAAACAAGUACCAGUCGAAUCUUUCUGGGGUUGACUCUCACAGCCUCUGCUACAUUUUUACACAAAGUGUCGGCGCUCAGUUUUUGUUCCUAACAUUUUAAAUAUGUGACGGAAGCUGCUUCCUGUUGGCUUUUCUCACGAUGAAUUGUUGUAAAACAGUUGAGUGUGGACAGGUUUAACACUCUGCUGCUGAACACUAGUGUUCUCCAUUAUCUCUGUAGAUAAAGGGAUCUUAGCGUUUGUCACAAAGUACACAAUCCAGUGUGUAUACACUAUAAAGAUUACCUUGAAAAGCAGAAAUUUUAGGCAUAUUUUAGUCUUUAGCAGUUUGAUAGACAUUGUAGCAACCCCCUGUUUAAAAGAUACUUGUGACACUGUUAUUGGAAAUGUGGAUACUUUGUAAAUAACAGUCUUUAUCAUUGUUUAUAUUGCAAGUCGAUACCGUGCAGUGUGUAGAUUUCGGUCGUAGAGCGAUUGUUUAUUACAACAGUGACCAUAAUGAAAACCUCAUCCCGGCUUUGAUAAGUGAGGAUAAAAAUUAAAUAUUUAGGAUUUUCUUUGUUUCCCUCCAAACUGAAACGAAUGUACUUUCAUGUUGUCAACAACACAGGGGCGGGGACAUGGAUUUGUACCGUGUAAACUCUUUCUUUGUUAUUUUUAUUUUAUUUUUAUUUUCCUUUAUCAGCCCAAAACGGUAAUGAGUUUUGAAAUGAAUAGUUAGCUAAUUGUUUUUAUGUAUGCGACAGCUGGCGUUGUGAGAACAAGCAGCAAAUUUGAAAGCCAAAUGAAGCUCAAACCAAGGAGUAACGUUAUUAACUCAUUCACCUUUACCUUUUAGUUGUGGCAUUGGUCAGAAGUUCACUUGCACUCCUCAUCAAGAUGGACAUAAUACAUACUUAAGACGUUUUUUUUUGGUUUACUUGUACUGCUUUUUUCAGCGAGCGAUAAUAAUGAAAUUAUGAACUCUAAGGUUUCACCUUGACCUCAUGCUUUUUGCAGCCAUAAGCAAGAUUCAGUCAUAACUCUGUCUGGAUAUUUGACCACACUUCUUAUUAAAAGUUGUAAAAGUUAAUUAAAUGAUUUGGUUAGCAUCAAAGUCAUCCCAAAUGUUUAAUGUUGGCCUUCUUUAUUUAUUCCGAAACCAGUUUUGAUUUGUGCUUGCGAUCAUUAUCCUUACUGUAAAAUGCGAAGUGUAUAAAGUUUUAGCUUUUCAUUUCAGGUGAUGUUAAAAAAUAUUGAAAUUGCCACCCAUGUACUUACAGCAAAGCAUCCAUACAGCAUGAUGCUGCCGCCACCAGUUUAUGGUGUUCUUUGUUUUGAAAAGUCUCACCUCCGCUCCUCUAGAUAAACCUCUUCUCAACAAUGGUUGGCAGUUUUAAACAGGGUACAGUGUUGACGGUAACACUGGUGUUCCAGCAACUUUCAGUUCAUGAGAGAACUGAGCUUUGGUGGUUCCAGUGUUGUUUUUCAACAUCUGAACCAAUUUUACUUCACCUGAGCAACUCAGUUUUAGUCAGAUGGUUGAAAUUUGGGUAUUCCAGCAGGAAAAUGAUCAUAGACGACAAAUAAAAAUGUAUACGAGAACUGAUGAAGCAGACUGACAUUAAGUGAGUACAAUGGAAUAUGCUUAAAAGUCAAGUCGAACCCUGUUAACCAAAUAAUUUUACUCUUAUUGAAAAUGUGGUAAAAUAUCCAUUUUUAAGUUUGUUGAUGGUUACAAAAAUGUGCGUGGUUUCUCUGGGUGUAUGCAUAAUUUUGACCUUGUGUGGAUUUGAGAUAAUCUGUAAUAUACUUAUUUUUAUUAACUCAUUAGAGGUAUCUAUCAUCAGUCUGACCAAAACAUAAGCAGCUUCAAAUCAUUAUUAAAGCCCAUUCCUUUCACACCACAGAGUGUACAUUUCUGACCAGUUCUAGUCAUUUAACCUAAACCCAACAUUGCAAACUGAGGCUUUUAUCUACAGGAGGUCUGUUGGAACAAAUAUUACCUUAUCUUAGAGGAAGCAUUGAAUCGGCACAGCUUGAGUGAACGAAACCUUCAGUCAGUGUCGCCCCCUUCAUUUGAACCUGAUGACUUUUCUAUAUCAGUAAAACUGCCGGUGAGAGUGGCUGAGCCAGGUGAGUUGAUGCGGUGGCCUUACAAACUGACAGUGCCGUUAUGUGAUGAUCGCCUGUUAGAUUCUGUGUGCGUAGCUUCUGUCAGGAGUGUCACUAAGUGUCGGUUGCUUUAUGGCUGUUUAGGUCCCGUUUUCUGUAUCUGUUUCUGUGUCACCUUCGAGGUGUUUAGAUGUAGGAAAUGUCACUUUCCUCUGCUGGUAAACUAGGUUAGACUCAGUGAUUAUUGGCCUUUAGGAAACACUGGAUAAGCUGAGACAACAGAUCAUUCCCCAUUGGAGUUGCAUAUUUCAGUUUUCAAGUAUGGGAUCCUGCGUCCCUGCAGUUUCAGUACUGUUUGAUUUCUGUCGGCUGCUGGCUCCUCUGUCUCCUCCCGGCUGCUUUAUUUCAAGUCUGUCAGAAAGAUUAUGUGGAUUUUUUUUCCUGCAUGUCACGAGAACCUGUGAUUUCCGAUUUAAAAAGUGGAGCUAGCACUUUGCAUAAGGAACAUUUCUUCAUAUUAACUGUGCGAGGUACAUUAUACUGACCCCUCUCUUUUCUUUUUAUAGUUUAUAGAAUAUUUUAUUACAGAAUAGUUUUUUUUUUUCAUGAUGUCUAAUUCUGAUUAAUCCACUUGACGAUCGAGUUCUUCAUUUUGAUGUCUGAAAUGUUCUUAUUUAUAAUGUAAAAUAUGGUUUUGUAACUGCAUUUUUUUGUUACCUUUUGUUCACUUUGACCCAUUAAUGGCUGAUCCAGUAAAAAUUUCAUACAUGCAGCCUAAAUCAAAUAAAAACUAUGUGAUAUCAAUGUUAUUUCAAAAAUAAAAUAAUCUUCUAAUACAGUC
Molecule: messenger RNA, 9261 nt
Organism: Xiphophorus hellerii (green swordtail)
Lineage: Eukaryota; Metazoa; Chordata; Actinopteri; Cyprinodontiformes; Poeciliidae
Gene: rad54l2
Product: RAD54 like 2
Cellular component (GO): nucleus
Molecular function (GO): ATP hydrolysis activity; ATP binding
Source: RefSeq, a predicted model, not a curated record